AUAUCAAGGGCUGCAGAUAGUGAGUAUCGUUACAGUUCUGUGGGAUUAUUCAGUCCGAUACGAAGUAAAGCGCGAAACUUUUUUCAAUAAAUUUUAUGUAAUGUUCAGUUCAAAACUAUCCCGAGGAUUGAUUCAGAUGGGCAGGAAUGCCAUUGCCCCUCGAAAUGCAGCAUCCAUCCACAGUGAAGCUGUCGUAAAACCUCAUCGGAAACCUUUACUGGAACCUUCCAUCGUCAACGGACUCCUGUAUCGUGUGGCCACCGAGGCUGAUCGCGAACUCGUACGAGAUGGUCUGCAUAAAUAUUUCUACCCGGAAGAUCCGGUAACAUCAACGCAUUACUCUGGAAAGGAACCUACUACAGAUGAUACCGAGGGCACCCUCGAAAUGGUCGAUUCUGGAUGUAUGAUUCUGGCCAUGGAUGAGCAAAGCGGAAGUUUGGCUGGAUUCUCGGGAUCAACAAUCGUGUCCCCGGACGAACCGCAGAAACUCCUUGAGAAAGCCUCCCAAGCACAAACCAAAAAGUACGGGGACGUUCUCCGAUUAACGGCCCACUUGAUAGCCAAAACUAGAGUCUGCGAGCGAUUUGGCGUGGAUCGAGCUUAUCAUCUGGAUAUGGUUGGAGUGAAUCCGAACUUCCGAGGGAAAUCCAUCGGAGUAAUCCUGCAGGAGAAACACGUGGAACUUGCCUGUGCCAAAGGGAUGCGAGUCUUGAGUGCCUUCGUUACCGGACCUUACUCGGCAAGCAUUUUAGAGCGUCUGGGGAUGCAAUGUGUCUACACACUUCCGUAUCGGGACUACAGGGACGAGUCCGGCCGAGUGGUGUUUCAAGGAACGAAAAACUACAACGAAAUGAAGUGCUACGUUAUGAAAAUUUAAAGUGAGUUUUCAUAUAUGGAAAUAAUAUAUCUCUAAA
Uranotaenia lowii is the source of this 914-nucleotide messenger RNA. RefSeq names its product arylalkylamine N-acetyltransferase-like 2. Bases 101 to 877 code for a protein of 258 amino acids. NCBI's taxonomy places the organism in Eukaryota, Metazoa, Arthropoda, Insecta, Diptera, Culicidae. Gene Ontology annotation, molecular function: N-acetyltransferase activity. The record is from RefSeq and is a predicted model, not a curated record. The transcript has a single exon.